This is a messenger RNA of Leptonychotes weddellii (Weddell seal), 2387 nucleotides long. The record is from RefSeq and is a predicted model, not a curated record. NCBI's taxonomy places the organism in Eukaryota, Metazoa, Chordata, Mammalia, Carnivora, Phocidae.
CGUUGGUUAUGGAAAAAAGUGAAACCCCACCCUCCUUCUUCUGGUUUACCUCCUUGCCCUCGGCUUGGACAUAGCUUCUCUUUAUAUGGUAACAAAUGCUAUUUGUUUGGUGGUCUGGCAAAUGAAAGUGAAGAUUCAAACAAUAAUGUUCCCAGAUAUUUGAAUGAUUUCUAUGAGUUGGAGCUACAGCAUGGUUCUGGUGUUGUGGGUUGGAGCAUUCCAGUGACUAAAGGAAUUGUGCCUUCUCCAAGAGAAUCCCACACAGCUGUCAUAUAUUGCAAAAAAGAUUCUGGAAGUCCUAAAAUGUAUGUCUUUGGUGGAAUGUGUGGUGCUCGCCUGGAUGAUCUAUGGCAACUUGACUUAGAAACUAUGUCUUGGUCAAAACCAGAAACUAAAGGGACAGUGCCACUCCCACGAAGCCUUCACACAGCCAGUGUUAUAGGAAACAAGAUGUACAUUUUUGGUGGAUGGGUUCCACAUAAGGGGGAGAAUAUUGAGACUUCACCUCAUGAUUGUGAAUGGAGAUGUACUAGUUCAUUUUCUUACCUAAAUCUCGAUACAGCAGAGUGGACCACCCUAGUAUCAGAUUCUCAGGAAGAUAAAAAAAAUUCAAGACCAAGACCAAGAGCUGGACACUGUGCUGUUGCGAUUGGCACUCGAUUGUAUUUUUGGAGUGGAAGAGACGGCUACAAAAAAGCACUGAAUAGUCAAGUUUGCUGCAAGGAUCUUUGGUAUCUUGAUACUGAGAAACCGCCAGCACCAUCACAAGUACAACUGAUCAAAGCCACUACCAACUCUUUCCAUGUCAAAUGGGAUGAAGUGCCUACAGUUGAGGGCUAUCUUUUGCAGCUGAAUACAGACUUGCCGUACCAAGCUGCAUCAUCAGAUUCUUCAGCAGCACCAAAUAUGCAAGGAGUCAGAAUGGACCCUCACAGACAAGGCAGUAAUAGCACCAUUCCUAACAGUAUCAGUGAUACAAUGAACAGUACAAAAACCGAACAUAUAGCUAUGAAAGGAACUUCUAUGAAAAACAGACCAGAUCUCAAAGCAUCAACUGAUUCUAAUGCCACUUUACAUUCAUCUUUGGCAACUAAUGCUUCUAAUCAUAAUAGUUGUGUCGUGGAUGUGCUAAGGAAAAAUGAAGGUCCUCAUACUUCAGCAAAUAUAGGUGUUCUAAGUAGUUGCCUGGACUUAAGAACAGUAAUCCCUGAAACUUCUGUAUCCAGUUCUGUUUCCAGCGCACAAACUAUGGUAACCCAGCAGACCAUUAAAACUGAAUCAUCCAGUACAAAUGGGGCAGUUGUAAAAGAUGAAACUUCACUAACAACAUUCAGUACCAAAUCUGAAGUUGACGAAGCAUGUGCACUGCCUGCGACUAAGAUCAGCCGUGUAGAAACACAUGCUACAGCGAUGCCGUUUUCUAAAGAGACUCCUUCAAAUCCAGUGGCCACAAUGAAAGCAGGGGAACGACAGUGGUGUGAUGUAGGAAUUUUUAAAAAUAAUACAGCUUUGGUGAGCCAGUUUUAUUUGCUGCCAAAAGGAAAGCAAAGCAUCUCAAAGAUAGGAAAUGCAGACGCACCUGACUACAGUUUACUUAAGAAACAAGAUCUUGUUCCAGGCACGGGAUAUAGAUUCAGGGUUGCUGCCAUCAAUGGUUGUGGAAUAGGCCCUUUCAGCAAAAUCAGUGAAUUUAAAACUUGUAUUCCCGGUUUUCCUGGAGCUCCUUCUGCAGUCAGAAUUUCCAAGGUCCUGCCCCUCUUUAGAGAAGAAAAGAUCUGCUUUCAGAAUGUUGAGGGUAUCCAUCUCUCCUGGGAACCUCCAACUUCCCCUUCUGGAAAUAUUUUGGAAUACUCAGCCUACUUGGCUAUCCGCACAGCACAAAUACAAGAUAAUCCAAGUCAGCUUGUGUUUAUGAGGAUUUAUUGUGGUCUUAAGACAUCAUGUAUAGUAACUGCCGGGCAACUUGCAAAUGCACAUAUCGAUUAUACAUCCAGGCCUGCCAUUGUGUUCAGGAUAUCAGCAAAGAAUGAAAAGGGAUAUGGACCAGCUACGCAAGUUCGAUGGCUUCAAGUUAGCACAGAGCUUAAGAAAUUACAAAAGAAAGAAAGAGUACUUUGGGCAAGAUUACGACUUGUGGGUGCUCUGUUAAUUCUUUGUUCUCGAAGACUACUGCUCCUCAGGCCCGGCAGAUCCUCCCCGCCUCCCACCGAAGAUUAAAACCUUAGUCCAAUCCGAAAGGCUUCCUUCCCACCUUCGGGGCACGUCCAGGGACAGCAAGCCGCCAGAUGGCUGCAUUCUCUACGUGUAAGCCAGACUGCGGGGAAACCAAAUCCACUCCUUCCUCCCGGGGACCUCGCUUCCUCCCCACGAAGGUGCGCGGGCUGGCC